Messenger RNA from Myotis daubentonii (Daubenton's bat), 695 nucleotides. Its product is annotated as dynein light chain roadblock-type 1-like. The transcript has a single exon. NCBI's taxonomy places the organism in Eukaryota, Metazoa, Chordata, Mammalia, Chiroptera, Vespertilionidae. Bases 70 to 360 code for a protein of 96 amino acids. The record is from RefSeq and is a predicted model, not a curated record.
CUGCGCAAGUGCAGAAACGCAGCGGGCCUGGGCAGUGUUGACGAUGCGGAGCUACCCUAUCUGUCAGAGAUGGCAGAGGUGGAGGAGACACUGAAGCGACUUCAGAGCCAGAAGGGAGUGCAGGGAAUCAUCGUGGUGAACACAGAAGGCAUUCCUAUUAAGAGUACCAUGGACAAUCCCACCACCACACAGUACGCCAACCUCAUGCACAACUUCAUCUUGAAGGCCCGGAGCACCGUGCGUGAAAUUGACCCCCAGAAUGACCUCACUUCCCUUCGAAUUCGCUCUAAGAAAAAUGAAAUUAUGGUUGCACCAGAUAAAAACUCCUUCCUGAUUGUGAUUCAGAAUCCAACUGAAUAAGCCACUCUCUUGGCUCCACACAUCAUUCCUUAAUUUAAUGCCCCCCAAGAAUAAUAGUGUUAAUCAUGUCAACCAACUGGCAGGUGGAAAUCACCUUAGAGCCCAUGCAGACCAAUCCAGUGACCAGUGUGGGCUGCAGCUCCACCCCACCCACCAAAGGCAUCCCUCUGCUGGCCAGUUACCCUGAGUUCCCAGGAGGGCCUCUUUCCUCGAGUCCAGGUUUCAGAGCAAGAGCUUAUGAGAGGCCCACACCCUGCUUCCUUCUGACAUUGAGUUCACUUUGUUUCCCUUGGAAAAGGCUGCUUUUCUUUAACUAAAAAUAACUGAAACUUGAA